This is a messenger RNA of Phycodurus eques (leafy seadragon), 2176 nucleotides long. RefSeq names its product heterogeneous nuclear ribonucleoprotein A1-like. The record is from RefSeq and is a predicted model, not a curated record. Bases 106 to 1113 code for a protein of 335 amino acids. Lineage: Eukaryota; Metazoa; Chordata; Actinopteri; Syngnathiformes; Syngnathidae. The transcript has 12 exons. Gene Ontology annotation, molecular function: RNA binding.
GUUACUAUUUAUGCUACUGUUGAGAGGCAGUCUUCGCUUGCUUGCUUGACGCAGUUCACCUUCCUAACUGAAAUUCAAUUGUGUCGUCUGAAGUUGUACUGCGAGAUGUCGAAAGAUAUUCCACGUGAACCAGAGCAGCUUCGCAAGCUGUUCAUCGGAGGCUUGAGUUUUGAGACCACAGACGAAAGCUUGCGGGCCCAUUUUGAACAAUGGGGGAGUCUCACUGAUUGUGUGGUAAUGAGAGACUCCAGUAACAGGAGAUCCAGGGGUUUUGGCUUUGUCACCUACUCAUCAGUACAGGAGGUUGAUGCUGCCAUGGCUGCCCGUCCCCAUAAGGUGGAUGGAAGAGUGGUUGAACCCAAGCGUGCUGUCUCCAGAGAGGAUUCCAAUCGACCAGGUGCUCAUGUAACUGUAAAGAAAAUAUUUGUUGGAGGUAUUAAAGAAGACACUGAGGAACCACACAUGCGUGAUUACUUCGAGCAAUUUGGCAAGAUUGAGGUUAUUGAAAUUAUGAAUGACCGUAUUACGGGAAAGAAGAGAGGCUUUGCAUUUGUUACUUUUGAUGACCAUGAUGCAGUUGACAGGAUCGUCAUCCAGAAAUAUCACACCAUUAACUCCCACAACUGUGAAGUUAGAAAGGCCCUCCCACGACAGGAUAUGCAGUCUUCAGGAAUGCGAGGAGGAUUUUCAGGCGGAAGGAGUGGUGGUGGUGGCGGUGGCGGUGGCGGCAGUGGAAGACCCUAUGACUAUGACAGAAGUUUUAACCAGGGCAGCAGGGGUAGAUAUGGAGACAACCAUUACAAUGGUGAUGGUGGAUAUGGCGGUGGCCCUGGGGGAGGAUACAACAAUGGAGGGAGCCGUGGUUAUAACCAAGGGUACAACCAGGGCGGUGGAGGCUAUGGUGGAAAUAAUUAUGACAGCAAUGGUUACGGCAACUGCGGGGGAGGUGGUGGUGGUGGCGGCGGCAACUACAACAUGGGUCACUAUGAGACUCAGUCUUCUAACUUCGGCCCAAUGAAGAGCAACUUUGGCGGUGGCGGCGGUGGAAGGAGCUAUGGUGGUGGCUAUGGAGGAAGUUCAAACAGUGGCUAUGGACGUCAAGGACGGUUUUGAAGUGACAAUGUGGGCUGAGUACUUAGGAGAGGAAGUGACAGCGAGAGGAGAGGAAGUGACAGGGCAGCUGCAGGUGUACCUCCUAAAUCUGCUCAGCCAAACAUGUGGCAGGUUACAGCUGCUGCAAGAGAUGUAUAAUAGACUUGAAAAAGAAAAACAUGGGGGGUCUUCAAUUAAGCGUUUUUGUGGUUUUUUGUUUUGUUUGUUUUUUGUUUUUUUAAUCUGUUUCUGGAAAGCAAGCAUUCCAAUGAGGGUUUUAUGUAGAUAUUUUUGUCCUUGAUCUCUGGUUUUAUUUGUAACUGCAUCAACGUUGAGCUGAAAUAAACAAACUUUCAGUCUUUUUACAAACUUUUGUUAGCCUCAAGUGGUUUUGGGGAGAGGGAUGGUGUAAGAAUUGCUGCAUACAGCUGGGAGUGAGAUGCAUCUGGGCGCUGGGAGCAGACAUGAAUGAACGAGCAUCCAUGCAGUAGGCCUCUACUGGUUGAGGGUUGACAGGUGCCGUGCAAAGGGUUGGAUGCAGUGGGUACAAACUAACCCGAGUGCUGUGCAGAUCAUCUGGAGGAUGCUAGCUAACAUGCAGUCUUUGAGGCUAGCCAUGGAAGCCAGCUGAGGGAGAGAAGUAGCAAUCAUCGCCAGGAUCAUUGAAGCAGGGGAGAGUGAGAACAGAAGCCUGAGGCUAGCAGGCAGCAGCUACCAAAGGCUUAUAAGCUGCCUGUAGGUAAGACCAGACUUCUCAACUACUGAUAGUAAACCUUGCUUUGUCACGUAGCUGUGGUAGUCAGAUGUGUCGCACAGUAAUGUUUAAACUCACAAAAAUCUAAAUUGGUAAAUUGGCCUUCUAAUAACAUUUUGUCACCAAAUAUAUUUGCAUGCUGUGAAUUUUAAAUGCGCGCUGAGGAAUUUUUUUGACUUGCUGUUUCUGAUUUCAGGUAACAUAAGUGUUCUCUCGGUGGACCAACUUCAUUUAACUGGCAAUGGAUAAAUCAGGAUUCUGGAGAAUGAAUGGUGCUUUCCUUUUGUUUUAAGAGACUAUUUUUUUUAAAUAAAUUUUUAUUUUUAUAAA